Molecule: messenger RNA, 524 nt
Organism: Lingula anatina
Lineage: Eukaryota; Metazoa; Brachiopoda; Lingulata; Lingulida; Lingulidae
Product: BAI1-associated protein 3
Cellular component (GO): secretory vesicle
Source: RefSeq, a predicted model, not a curated record
AUUUUUCAGUCAUGGUAUUGGUAAGGACAUGAUGUCAAAACCUGGAGCCUGCCUGCAGAUGACCAUAAUGGAUUUUGACUGCUUAGUGGCAGAUGACUUUGCUGGAGAAGUCUUGAUCUCUUUAUCCUCUAUUAACCCCAUGGCCUUCAAUGAACAUGUGGAGGACCAGCCAGUCAUCAUAAGGUCACUACUGAGACCAACUGGACAUUGUCAGGAGCUUAAGGUGAUGGAAGCAAGAGUUUCAUGGGAUGAUGCUGCAAAGACUUUCUUAGCAGAAAGGCACAACGUGAUUUACAAUCAACCAGAGAGAACAGAUCAGAAAGAUGUCAUGGUAACAGUCACAGGAAGUCCCAGUCUCAGCACACUCACAAGCAAUCUUCUCAGUUUCUUUGGUGGAAGUUCCAAAAACUGAUCCAGUUUGACAGAAGUUUCAUGGAAAAUAUUUAUAAUUUGACUUUAGAAUAUUAUAAGAGGCUGCAUGAUAGCACCAGUAGCUGUAAUCAAAUCAACCUCAAUGAAAAAAA